This is a messenger RNA of Scheffersomyces amazonensis, 1803 nucleotides long. RefSeq lists its product as uncharacterized. Lineage: Eukaryota; Fungi; Ascomycota; Pichiomycetes; Serinales; Debaryomycetaceae. The record is from RefSeq and is a predicted model, not a curated record. The transcript has a single exon. Bases 194 to 1651 code for a protein of 485 amino acids.
UCGUAAUUUAAAAAAAACUUUUGUGUCUCGGACCCUAUGUCGCAAAAUCUUUUUGUCGUGAAUCUAAAAAAUGACAUUAACACAUUGGUAAGUACCGCGUUGUUUUGAAAAUAUAUAUAUGCAACUCUAUCAAACAAUAUCAACAAUUACAUAACUGUAAUUAAAAUAUAGUAUAUUCAGUAGAUAAUACAAUAUGGGCACGGCAGAUGAAUCUACACAGGAUCUCUUAAAAAGUUAUGGAGCUAAUGGAAGUAACCCGCUGAAAUUACAAGAUGAGUUAAGUGUAUAUUCUAUGUCGAAGGAAUCACCUAAAAGAGAUGAUUUAUCUGAUUUAUAUGAUUUAUUAGAAGAUGAUUCUAUAGAGAUAAAACGAGGCUCAAUGUCAAUAUUAGAAUCUCCAAAAUAUACUAGUAGUCCUCAAAAGCUUUCACCUACUAAGAAACUUCGAAAUGAUUAUCAGAAUUAUAUAUAUCAAAUGAGAAAUGGACAAGCAGAUGAUAGUCCAAUUAAGAAAAAGAAAUCAUUACAACAUAAUCAUAAUCAUAAUCAUAAUUCCUUUGAAAGUAGUCGUAUAUUUGGCUCUGAAAGAAGUGAAAACAGUCUUGAUAAUUUUGAAAGAGAUGUUGAUAAAUUUUUAAAUGAAGCAGAAGUAAGUAAAGCUAAAAAGGUGAGAUCAGAAUUACUUGAAUCUAAUGAUAAUGAUAAGAGUGAAUUAAUAAUUCAACAAACUCAUAAGGUUCUUAAUGAAUAUUCCAAAAAUGCAUUAGGAAGUACUGAAGAACAAAAAUUGAAAUCAACUUUGAAUCAAUUGAGUAGGACUAUUGAAACCUUAAGAAAUGAAAACAGCACUCUAAGAGAAAAGAACAUAUCACUUGAAUUAAAAUAUCAAAAUGUAGAUAAUGAUUAUGCUAAAUUACGAGAUUCAUAUUCGAAAUUGCAAGCUGAUUUAAUACAAUUGCAGAGGAAAUUUGAUCAGAAAUCUAAGUAUGAAGAUUCGACAUUGAAAAGAGACAAUGAAUUACUUGGUCAGAAACUUAAGAAGUAUAAGUCUUUAUAUAAUAAUUUGAUAGAAAAGGAUAAGAAGAUUACUAUUGAAAAGGUUCCCGUGCAGGUUCCAGAACCACCGAAAGAGAAAGAAAAGUUAAGUAUUAGUGAUUUGAAGAAACUAUUAGUUGAAGAACAAGAAGCACUGAAAAAGUCUGAAGAUUCUGAUAAGAAUGUUAAGGCUCUUGCAGAUUCCUUAUAUAAAUUCAUUUUAGAAUAUAGUAAAGAAAGAGAUGAGAAGUCGAAUUUGAAUUCGAAUUUGAAUUCGAAUUCGAACGAAAAGCAAUCUGAUUUAUGGAUUAGUGUUUCCCAGGCAUUACAAACCAAUAAUGAGAUCAUUAAGAAUCUUGCUGAAGAGAUACCGCGACCUGUGGAACAGUCACAGUCACAAACACAAACACAGUCUAAGCCUAAUCCCAUAGUAGUUAAAUGUUAUGUAUGUCAUGAAAGACAAGAUCAAUUAGUAAAUGAUGGUAAUAAAGUUAAUACCAAUAUUAAUACUAAAAGAAUAUGUCUGAGAUGUGCUAGUGUUAAUUCUCAAAUCAGUAGUGAACCUGAGAAAAAUGAUACACUUAAAAUGAUUGGAGAGUAUAAAUGGGAAAUAUAAAAUAAUAAUAUAGUGCGACAGAAAGGAAUGGUUGCGAAAGUGAAUAAUUUUAGUUUCACGAAAAGACAGUUACUAGAUUAGGUAAUGUUUAUAAAAUUUAAUUUAAUGACAAGUGCGAAAUGGAAAUGUACAUUGUAAAUUGUGAAUGUAGG